Molecule: messenger RNA, 1372 nt
Organism: Chenopodium quinoa (quinoa)
Lineage: Eukaryota; Viridiplantae; Streptophyta; Magnoliopsida; Caryophyllales; Amaranthaceae
Product: membrane-anchored ubiquitin-fold protein 3-like
Exons: 3
Coding region: 582-938 (118 amino acids)
Molecular function (GO): protein binding
Source: RefSeq, a predicted model, not a curated record
AUCGGUGGUCAUGAAACCAUCAUUAAUCACUCCAAAUUUCCACCCCAUAUCAGAUCUUGCAACACUUUCACCCUUCUUCCUUCCUUUUCCUUUCUUAAAUCUUCUCAUAUUCUCUAAUUCCAUUUCCACCUUUCCCUUUUUCUUCAAUUAUUAUCACAAUUAUUAUUUUUAACACUGUUUUAUAUUACUUCAUAUCUUUUCAAUACUAAAAUCCCUUUCUUCUCCAUUUUCUCUCUCUUCAAACUUUUUAAAAAUUCCAUUUUUUUUAAAAAUAAUUUUUCUCAGAGUUAUUCUUCAACUUGGUGGAACCUAAUUAUAUGUGAAGAUUCCCCAUUAUUUAAUUUAAUUAUUUGUUUACUUACUCCAUUUUUACGAAUCUAUUUGUUGUAAACGAACGAACCCCAUUUCAUAAGUUUGCUAAGUAGUUUUUUUUCUUCAUUUUUUAAUAUUUAAAUAUUCAAAAAAAAUUUUAUAAGGCUGUGUUUGAUUUCUGUUUCUGGGUUGGUGCAAGAAAGUUUUGAUUUUUAUUUAUUUUUUGGGUUAAUUUUUGAUAAAAAAAGGUUGGUUUUGAGGGUUUUCCGAUGCCGGAGGAAGAUUUAGUUGAAGUGAAAUUCCGAUUAUAUGACGGGUCAGAUAUCGGGCCGUUUCGGGUUGCGCCGGCGACAACUGUGGCCAAUCUCAAGGAAAGAAUUAUUGCUGACUGGCCUAAAGAUAAUAAGGUCACACCGAAGGUUGCAAAUGAUGUCAAGAUCAUAAGUGCUGGCAAGGUUUUGGAGAACAGCAGGACUGCUGGCCAAUGCCGAAUGACCUUUGGUGAGCUUCAAAAGGGAGUUAUAACAAUGCAUGUUGUUGUUCAGCCAACUGUAGCAAAAACGAAGUCAGAAAAGAAAAUUGACGAGUCUGAAAGAAAGAGCAUCUGUUCAUGUUCAAUAUUGUGAGAAUUUGUGUUGUGGCCAGAUUUUAGGUUCGUGCGUUGUGUGCAUGUUGCUGCGUAAUCUCCCAGGAGAAACUAUAACUAUGCUUGAAAUCCCUAUUAAUCUAAAUGCUGAGGAGAUUUCUGCUCUACUGCUUAAAUUUGCUAGGAAGCAUGUAUCUUGCAAUGCAGGCUGUCCUUGAUGUAUUCUCUAUUUAAUUUUGGGGAACGAACACCCGUGUAUGAAUAUGUAUCUAGUGCACUCUGGAGUCUGGUCCUUCGAUUUUUUAAGUUCUAUAUCUGCUGGAGUAAUUUAUUUGGCAAUGGAGAUGGUCACCGAUAUAAUGUUAUAGUUGUAAUGUAUAGCAAGAUGGAAAGAAAACUACUGUUGAUUUGGUUAUGAUUGUGAUCUGAAAGAAAUUUCUCACGAACAGCUAUUUCUGUUCAUCCAAUUUUCAA